CACCCGCGCUCUUCAUCGGACCUAGAGUUGCGGAAAGUGAUAACGAACGAAUGGGUGCAUUGUGGUGGUAUAAUAUGCUGGUAAGACAGAUGGAAACUUCUGGACCUACCUUUAUCAAGCUUGCACAAUGGGCGGCUUCUAGAACUGACAUAUUUCCUCAUGAGAUGUGCAAUCGCUUGUCGAAACUUCAUUCGCAAGUGAAUCCACAUUCGUUCGAGGAUACAAAGAGGAUCAUAGAGGAGGAGUUUGGAAAACCAUUCCAUGAAAUAUUUUCUGAAAUAGAUAAAAAGCCGAUUGGGAUCGGGGCGAUCGCACAGGUGUACAAGGCAACGAUGCGACCCGAGAUACUUUCAGCAACACCUCAUCAAGAUUCCGUUUCCAAGGACAUGCCGGUGGUAGCGGUCAAGGUACUGCAUCCGACGGCGGAAAAGAUUAUUCAAAGAGAUCUCAAAAUAUUGAUGAUGUUUUCCAAAAUACUGAAUGCUGUGCCGACAAUGCAAUGGUUGUCCUUGCCCGAGGAAGUUUCAAAAUUUUCGGAAAUGAUGCAAGAACAGUUGGACCUUCGCAAGGAGGCCUGUAAUUUAUUGGUGUUUCGGAAGAACUUUAAAAAUCGCAGGGCAGUGGAAUUUCCGAUACCAGUUACGGAGUAUACAACAAAGAAUGUACUGAUCGAGGAAUUCGUGGAAGGAUUGCCGCUCAAAUUAUUUCUUGCGAAAGAAAGAGGGAUUUACGACCAUGCGAUCGCAGAAAUGGGACUUGACUCGUUCCUUCAUAUGGUGAUAUUUGAUAAUUUUGUUCACGCUGACUUGCACCCCGGGAACAUCCUGGUCAAAUUUAGAAGACCCACGUUGUUAUCGUAUGUACAACGAUUCCUGAAUGAUUUCACCAAAACGGAGUCACAGGUUUUGGACGAAAAGGAUGGGGCAGGAAGUGAUGACUCGAGGAUAGCCCACUCUCGCCUAAUAAGGCAUAGUCGUGAUAAAAAGUUGUGGAACGAAGAGUUGGUGAAAUUGUGUAAUGAAGGGUAUCAACCGCAGUUGAUAUUCAUCGAUACGGGGUUGGUGACAAGUUUAAAUAUUGAGAAUCGAAAAAAUUUUCUAGACCUAUUUAGAGCGAUCACGCGAUUUGAUGGAUACAAGGCGGGAAGAUUGAUGAUCGACAGGUGUAAAACGCCGCACCUGGUGAUCGACGGAGAACUGUUUGCGCUGAAAAUGCAACAUUUGGUGUUGAACGUGAAAGCACUGACGUUGCAGCUUGGAAAAAUUCAAAUAUCCGACAUAUUGGCCAAUGUGUUGAAAAUGGUUAGAACUCAUCAUGUGAAAUUAGAAGGUGACUUCAUCAAUGUGAUAAUAUCAAUUCUAUUAUUGGAGGGUAUCGGUAGACAAUUAGAUCCGCAAAUGGAUUUGUUGAGAAGCGCGCUACCAAUACUGAGAAAGUUGGGGGCACAAGAAGGGGGAAAGGGAUUUCGAGAGGGAAUCAAGGAUAUCGAAAGCGGUGGAAUGUGGUGGAUGAAAGUUUGGAUUUGGUUGGAGGCCAGAGAGUGGGUCGGCGAUUCGUCAUGGGAGGAGUAUGAGAUAUUAUCUCUGAAGCAUCUGUGGUGGCCAGAUUUCUAA
This is a messenger RNA of Acaulospora colombiana, 1613 nucleotides long. The record is from the annotation of a GenBank genome assembly. Lineage: Eukaryota; Fungi; Glomeromycota; Glomeromycetes; Diversisporales; Acaulosporaceae.